Triticum turgidum subsp. durum (durum wheat) is the source of this 2334-nucleotide messenger RNA. Lineage: Eukaryota; Viridiplantae; Streptophyta; Magnoliopsida; Poales; Poaceae. The record is from the annotation of a GenBank genome assembly.
AUGCAUGCUUGCAUAUGUAUGCUAUACCAGUGUAACAAACUAAUCUUGAUUGCAGGGGGUAGCAAGAUGGCUGUAGCAUGGAUAGAAGCUGAUGUAAAGUGGUUGAGUUUCUAUGUGUACCGGAUAGUGCUGCUUCUCAGCUUCCUUAUGUAUGUUAUUCUCGCCUCCUUCUCCGAGAGCCGCAGGCGUGAAGGCAAAGGUUGGAAGAGAGUGUUAUUGUGGUUGGCGUACCAGCUGACUGAGUGGUGCCCGGCAUAUGUCAUCAGCAAUCUGUACCUCGAAACCUCGCCGUGCGAGAAGAUGAUCGUCGCCUUCUGGGUGCCAUUCCUUCUGCUGCACAACGCUCGCCCAGACAACAUCAGCGCCUUCAUCAGCGAGGACAGUGAGCUCUGGCUGCGCGCGGGUGUAUUUGUUUUCUUGCAGUCCGUGGGAUCCGCAUUUAUUGUGUGCAGAUAUAUACUCCUUGAGUCCACUGCUGGGUUGUUGCGCCAGGCGUCUUUCAUCAUGUUAUUGCUGGGCCUUUACAAGUAUGCGGAGAGUGCGGUGGCGCUAAGGCAAUGCAACUUGAGCCGCAUCCGGAGGUCAUUCAGGAAGCUGCAGCCCAAUGCCAAUAGCUUCAGGGAUGACUAUGGUGGAGGCAAGAAUCUGGAGGGUCUGAAAGACGAGGAAGCCUUGUUGGUUGCUCACAGCCUGUUCGAUAUCUGCAAGGGUGCCUUUUCUGAUUACUCGGUGGAGUACAUGGACCGUGAUGCAGUCAGAAGCAUGUUCUCGGGUCAAUGGGAGAGUAUGUGCAAGGUGGUGGAGAUGGAACUCUCCCUUAUGUAUGACAUCCUAUACACCAAGGCAGUUGUGGCCCACACCUGGCAUGGCUACGCCAUCCGUCUGGCCUCGCCAUUCCUCACCGCCACUGCGCUCCUGCUGUUUUUCCUCCAGUGCAAAGAGUGCAUGAAGCUUGAGCCAAUAGAUAAAGCUGUGAGUUACAUAUUGCUGGUUACGACCCUCCUCCACGAUGUGAGAUCGCUGUUGAGAGCACUAGCGUCAGGCUGGACACAUUCAUACUUCAAACAUAUGUCACACAACUGGUUCAAGCAUCAAUUUUGGUGCCUGGAGAGAUGGGCGAAGCUUCGUCGGUUUGUCGUGUCACUGCGUCUUUCCCGGCUCUCCUUGUGGUUGUGGACAUGUGCAUGUCCCAGAGAGCCCAAAAGCUACAGGAGGUGGGCGGGCACCUUCGGGCAGUGCAACAUGUUUGACCAGUGCACUGUUGGAAACAGGCGCAACCUAUACAGCAUACCUGGGCUGACGACUGAAUCAAAAGGCCAGUUGAAUUCGAGAGGCUAUGAAUGGGAAGACCAUUCGAGGGGCCUUGAGAUUCCAGACAAUGUCAAGAAGCUGGUGUUCAUCAACAUGUGCAAGCACUUAUUCCCUGGUCCCGAGCUGCCCCAUGAACAGUUUGUUCGUGUAAAUGUGCCACCAUGUCAAUGCCACCGCCCUGACAGGCAAGCUGUUGCAGAGUACUCUCCCAGAUCCUACGAGCAACAAACUCAUCACUUGAGGUAUUGUCAAGCCCCGCCUGAACACUAUGACGAGAAAGCUGCUGACAUCAAGCAUGCAGAUCAGUCAGAUGAAGAUAGGAGGUUCCAUCUUGAGCUUCAAGAGGUCAUCCUCAUCUGGCACAUCGCCACCGAUGUCUUCCUCGCACGCAGACCCAGUAUCGGAGGCGGAAAGUCCGAGGAACUCGUGAAGGCGAUGGAGCAGAUGUCAGAUUACAUGAUGUUCCUCGUCGCCAAACGCCCUCAAAUGCUACCAGGGCGUACGCUCGGCGGGCUGCACGAGAAAACACGCCGUGCUGUGGAGUUGAUAUGGAAAGUGGCUAUACCAACUAGUCAUGCAACAAAAGAAAAGGAGAUGGUUGCCAAGUGGAUGCUGAAUAACAUGGAUGGUCUUAAUGACCCAAAUUCACCUAUCUGGGGAGGAACUCAAAAGAUGGACAAGGAUAAUCUUAAUGACCCGGGUUUGAAUAUGACUACUGUCUGGAGAGGAGCUCAACUUGGCCAGAUGCUGCUAAACCCACCGUCCAGGGGUGGAGAAAGCAAAGGUACGAUGGAACUACUUGCAUACUGGAUUCCAGAUUUGCAGAAACCUCAUGGGGAUAUGUUGGAGUUUGUCUUGGAUGCGUGGGUGCGUCUGCUCAUGUUUGCGUCCAUGCGGUGCAGCAGGGAUUCUCACGCCAAGCAGCUCAGCUGCGGCGGCGAGCUCGCGACCCUGGUAUGGAUCAUCAUGGAACACACAAAGAACAGCGACGUCAAAAAGCAUCUCAAGUCACUUCUUCGUUAA